CACUUAUGUUAUGGUGUAGAAGGUGCAGAGAGGAAAGAAAUGGGAAAAGCAGUUACUCUGAGUGCUUCUGAUUUGCUUAUGAGGCUUUUGGCCUUCAUUCUCACUCUUGCUGCUGCCAUAGUUAUUGCAACAGAUAAACAGACUAAGCUUGUUCCCAUUCAGAUCUCAGAUUCUUUACCACCUCUACAUGUUCCUCUUACUGCUAAAUGGGAUCAGAUGUCUGCUGUUCUGUAUUUUCUGGUGACCAAUGCAAUAGCAUGCACGUAUGGAGCUUUGUCUCUAGUUGUUGCCGUAGUGAACAGAGGUAAAAGUAAAGGCUUGUGGACAGUGAUGAUUGUUCUAGACGCAUUGGUGGUGGCUCUGCUAUUUUCCGGCAAUGGUGCCGCGGCGGCGGUGGGUGUCCUUGGCUACAAAGGAAACUCUCAUGUGAAUUGGAAAAAAGUGUGCAAUGUGUUUGAUAAAUUCUGUGGUCAAAUGGCUGUUUCAAUCGGUGUGUCGUUGAUUGGAUCGUUGGCAUUUCUCUUGCUUGUGAUUAUUCCUGUGGUGAGACUUCAUCGAAGAACUUGGUCAAUUAACAAUUAAACCAAGUCUUAUUUAUUUAUCCUAGUUAAUGUUUAUCAUAACAUAUUAAGUUAUUAUUGUAAUAUGUGUUUGAAUAAUAAUAAUAAUAAUAAUUCCUGA
Vigna radiata var. radiata (mung bean) is the source of this 681-nucleotide messenger RNA. RefSeq names its product CASP-like protein 1E2. Bases 40 to 582 code for a protein of 180 amino acids. The record is from RefSeq and is a predicted model, not a curated record. The transcript is spliced from 2 exons. Lineage: Eukaryota; Viridiplantae; Streptophyta; Magnoliopsida; Fabales; Fabaceae.